Molecule: messenger RNA, 888 nt
Organism: Chanos chanos (milkfish)
Lineage: Eukaryota; Metazoa; Chordata; Actinopteri; Gonorynchiformes; Chanidae
Product: serine protease 27
Exons: 4
Coding region: 1-888 (295 amino acids)
Biological process (GO): proteolysis
Molecular function (GO): serine-type endopeptidase activity
Source: RefSeq, a predicted model, not a curated record
AUGAAUGCUUCCUCUGGUUUCUCCUUCAAUUUUGCAGCAUGUGGCAAGCGUCAGAUAACCAACCGUAUUGUGGGCGGGGAGAGUGCACUGGAGGGGGCGUGGCCAUGGCAGGUGGAUGUACAGAUAGAUUUUAAUGGCCAUGUUUGUGGAGGAUCUCUCAUCUCUAACAAAUGGGUCCUGUCAGCUGCCCAUUGUUUCCCAGAGUCGUCGGACAAAUCCAGCUACGUUCUCUACAUGGGCCGCUACCAGCUCAAUGGCAUCAAUAAUAACCUGCAGAGCAGUCGUGUGAAGCGGGUGGUGGUGGCGUCGGGGUACGUCGAUCCUCAGGAGGGGAACGACGUGGCCCUUGUGGAACUGGAGAGCCCGGUGACCUGGACCGACUAUGUCCAGCCCAUUUGUCUUCCCGAUGCUGGACUGGAGUUUACAGGUGGAACUCCGUGUUUUGUCACAGGCUGGGGACACAUAAGAGAAGGAGCUCCACUUGUGGGUGCGGGAACUCUACAGGAAGUGGAAGUGCCCAUCAUUGACCAAGCUGAGUGUCGCAGGAUGUACCAGAUCCCGUCUAACUCGGAGACGGUGGACAUUCUGUCUGACAUGCUUUGUGCUGGAUUCCAAGACGGAGGCAAAGACUCCUGCCAGGGGGAUUCUGGUGGACCCCUGGUUUGUCACACAGGUAACGGAACUUGGGUUCAGGCAGGGAUUGUGAGUUUUGGACUGGGCUGUGCCCAACCGAACCGUCCUGGCAUCUAUGCCAGGGUGUCCAGUUUCUCGGACUUCAUCCAAGCCACAGUACCAGAGGCUCAGCUCUUCGCACAUGCCUAUGGGGUCAAGGCCAGUGGGACCCUGGUGUUGACCUUUACCCUGGCCUCAGUGCUCAUGCUGAGAUAA